Messenger RNA from Medicago truncatula (barrel medic), 1152 nucleotides. Its product is annotated as methyl-CpG-binding domain-containing protein 2. The coding region runs from base 19 to 903 and encodes 294 amino acids. The record is from RefSeq and is a predicted model, not a curated record. Gene Ontology annotation, molecular function: DNA binding; zinc ion binding. The transcript has 4 exons. NCBI's taxonomy places the organism in Eukaryota, Viridiplantae, Streptophyta, Magnoliopsida, Fabales, Fabaceae.
GAUUUCUACGAAAAUCAAAUGCAUCGUACAAAAUUUUGGCUUACACCCAAGAAUCAAGCGGAGGACCUAACGGGUUCAAGUUUUUCCGAUCACAUGUAUGUUUCUUCUUCUUCUGCUUCUUCUUCUUCAGAUGAUGAAAAUAACCUCUCUAAUGAUGACACAUCUAAGAAGUUAGUCCUUUAUGACCAUGUGACAAAUGGAGACAACACAAAUCAACUUGCCCCUGACCCUCUUCGGCGUAGACCUCCACGACCUUUGCGAAGCAAACCUCCAAGUUCAGCUCCUAAAGUUUUGCCAGUAGUUGGUGCGUUCACUGUUCAAUGUAAUUCCUGUUAUAAAUGGAGGUUGAUUCCAACAAAGAAAAAAUAUGAAGAAAUACGGGAACAUAACCUUCAACAUCCUUUUAUUUGUGUAAAAGCUCGUGAGUGGCGACCCGAUAUAUCUUGUGAUGAUCCAGAGGAUGUUUCUCAGGAUAACAAUAUGAUUUGGGCUAUUGACAAGCCAGAAAUUCCACAGGCUCCCGAUGGAUGGCAGCGACUGCUACGAAUCAGAGGUGAAGGAAGCAGCCAAUUUGGAGAUAUAUACUAUAAAGCACCAUCAGGCAAGAAAUUGCGCUCAAUGCCCGAGGUCGAGAAGUUCUUUGCCGAUCAUCCAGAGUACGUGACAAAUGGUGUAACUUCUGCACGGUUCUCAUUUCAAAUGCCUAAGCCCUUGCAAGAGAACUACGUGAAGAAGAAGCGUUCUCAUGCUAAAUCUGUUGAACCUAAGCAAGUUAGUCCUUUAGCUUGGGCAGGUCCAGAAGCCGGUACUAAUUCGAAAGAGGGAAGACAUGUUUCCGACCCUGUUAGACGUCCUGCAAAGAAGCAAACAACUCAGAGUUUCAUCCAUAAAGAUACAGUUUAGUAAGAAAAACCUUGGUACACUAAUUAAAAUCAUGCAUUUGAAUAAAAAUUUAUGUAUAUUUGGAAUUAGUAAACUAAGUGUUGAAAAUGAACUGCUACAUUGGAUGAAAGGUAUAUCAAUUCAUUCCUUUGAGCAGAAUUAUAACAAGGAAACAUAAAAUAUUUGCAUCAACAGUGUAAAAACAGAAUUUAUUUACUUUGCGCAGAGUUAGUUAUCAAAUAUGUACUUGUGAGACCGUUUGUAUGAACU